AUGGCACGGACGCUCGUCUGUUUGCGGUACUUUCUCAUCGGUGGUGCCAUCGUCAUCGGCGUAUGCGGUAUCAUAGAGACCGUCUGCGCCGGUUAUUUCAUAUAUCAGCUAUACGAGUAUUCGUUGCUCACCCCUAGCAAUGUGUGCGGCUCGUCGAUAAUCCUAUUAGUGAUGGGCCUGAUAACAGGCCUGAUAGCAUGGUGUGCCUGGCAAUUCUUGGAUUUCACGAACAGAGGACAAGUCGUAAUUUUUUCUGUAGCGUUGAUAAUCAUCACGAUUGUCAAUACGAGCGCUGGGAUUUGGGCACUUGUCCGGCACGAACAAGUGGACGUGUUACCAGUCGCUCAACUUGAACCAAUAUUCGAACGUGCUGUUUCGAGUGAUAAGGCACGAUGGGAUCAAAUGCACAGCAAGCUGCAUUGUUGUGGAAUAAACGGACCUGGUGACUAUCAGGACCAGAAUGCAAUUCCUUGGUCCUGUUGCGACAUAGUGACAUCACUGGCGAGUUCUCACGACAGCAAAGGUGUCUGCACCACAAUGUACGCGAGAGGUUGCCAACAUGUAGUAAUAAAUCGGAUCAAAUCGAUCCUACUCCAUAUUUUCCUACUUGCGUUGUCUACAGUGUUAUUACAGGUUUGCUUUAUAGUAUGCAUGACUUGUUACACGAGAGCCAGCCAAGAAAGGAUGGAAAGAAGAAAGGAUUCAAUAAUGUCCGCGCGAUCAUCGAAAGAAACUGGAACAAAUGAUAAUCUUCUUAGCCCGUAGACCAACAAUCCUAAAGCAACGACCAAUAAUUAAUUUUUUAAUUCAUAAUACCUACUUCUGUCAUAUUAUUCACCAUCAUGUGCACUUUAUACUAGUUCUAUAAUGAACUUUUCCGAGUUUUAUUUUCC
Molecule: messenger RNA, 893 nt
Organism: Dufourea novaeangliae
Lineage: Eukaryota; Metazoa; Arthropoda; Insecta; Hymenoptera; Halictidae
Product: tetraspanin-3-like
Exons: 5
Coding region: 1-765 (254 amino acids)
Cellular component (GO): membrane
Source: RefSeq, a predicted model, not a curated record